CAUGACAGGGUGGGCGGGCGGAGCAAACUGGCGCUUUGAGUUUCCAACCCUGACCGCUGUCUUGGCUAAACUGAUCUCCCGUUGCGAACUGUAAUUACUCCAACACGCCAAGGGCCUCAAACUGGAGCCAUGUUACUCCUCUGUGUGUUCACUCAGAGCGGUUGUUAAGCCUUCACUCCCAGAUCGGAGAUGGAGGCCAUGGAGGUCGACUCCCCUUUCGAUAUAUUGGGUGAAGGCAGCAGACAGCCUGAGGUGAGUCCUGCAGCUGCAGGUCGUGGUGAGGACGCUAACGCGGUGCACGUCAUAUCAGACUCUGGUAGCAGCACAGAGGUGGAUGAAGACGAGGAUGAUGACAACAGGAGAGAUGGACAGGGAGCAACUCGGACACCUCCGAGGCUUCCUGCCACAUGGGCGUUCAGUCAGAGGGCGGUGGUGGGUGGUGCUGCAACUACACAGUCCACCGCGCGAGAAGCACCCAUGCGGAGGAGAUUAAGGCAGGGCCUCAGGGUGCACUAUCCCAGCCAGACUGCAGCUCCCUCCAGAGGUUUCCCAGACUUCCUACUCCGAGCGCCUGCUGCCAGUGUGGCUGAACCAGAAUCUGGCAGCACCACAGAGGUCAGCGAAUCCGACGAGGAGGAUGAAGCAGUGGAGAACAGGAAUGAUGGAGGCACACAUGCAGCUGGGUUGCCUGUUGUCCCUGGUCCUCCUGCUAGUGUUUCCAGUCAUCACCUGCAGCCACAUGAAGCUGGGUCAACAGGCUCCAGUUCUGCUGCAAGUAAUGAGAGGACAGAAGCUCAAAAUCAGGACAGUCAGCCAGGUCCAGCAGUCUCAGCCUCCAUCCAGUCAUCUCAGAACGAGGAGGGCGAAGGCGACACCUGCACCAUCUGCUUUGAGGCUUGGACGACGGCGGGUGAACACAGGCUGUCUGCUCUGCGCUGUGGACAUUUAUUUGGCUUCACCUGCAUCCAGCGUUGGCUGAAAGCUCAAGGCCCUGCCGCUAAAUGUCCACAGUGCAAUAAGAAAGCGAAGCGUUCUGACAUUGUGAUGCUUUACGCUCCAAAGCUGCGCGCGCUGGACAACUCUGAGCAAGAGAUCUUAAAGAAGUCUCUGGAGCAGGAACAGUCUCUGAGGAGAAAGGCUGAACUGGAGUCGGCGGAGUACAAACUCAAACUGCAGGUUGUUACCAACAAAUACGGACAAGUGCAGCAGGAGCUUCAGGAGCUGAGAUCACUGAUGGCCCAGACUGGUAGAAGCUCAGCUGCCCCUUCUUCAUCCUCCUCCACCUCUUCCUCUGGGUCCAACCCCAUCCUCCUCAGUCUCUCUCAGAGAGCUGACGGCUCUGGGACGGGCCAAUACAGCUUCUUUAAGGCAGUUCUGGUGUCUCAGGCUGGAGGCUGCAGGGUGUUGUCGUACUGUGAAACGUUGAGUUGCCUGCUGGCCUCACAGCCUUCCCCUCACUCCACACUGGUGCCUGGUUGUGGGGUGAAGAAGGUGAGUGUGGCGACAAUGAAGGCGAGUCAGUAUGUUCCCAUCCACAGCAAACAGAUCAGAGGUCUGUCCUUCAAUCGACAAAACGACAGCCUGCUCCUGUCUGCUGCGCUGGACAACACCAUCAAACUGACGAGUCUGCUGACCAACACCGUGGUUCAGACCUAUAACACAGGUAAACCAGUGUGGAGCUGCUGCUGGUGCUUGGAUAACCAUAACUACGUCUACGCUGGUCUGAGCAACGGCUCUGUGCUCGUCUACGACACCAGAGACACCAGCACACACGUCCAAGAGCUGCAGCCACUUCGCUCUAGGUGUCCAGUGGCGUCUCUGUGCUACGUUCCCCGGGCGGCGUCCAGCUCGUUUCCCUGUGGCGGGCUGAUAGCCGGUUCUCUGGAAGGCGGGUGUUUCUGGGAGCAAGUCAGUGAGACCACGUACCGACCGCAUGUGCUGCCCCUGGAGGCGUCCGGCUGUACAGACAUCCAGGUGGAGACGGAGAGUCGACACUGUCUGGUCACAUAUCGACCAGGGCGCUCCAACCCGUUUCUGCGUUGUGUCCUGAUGGCUCUGAACCGAGCGCCUCAGCAGGACUCCAGUCAGACGCCCAGCUGCUCCUGCUCUCCCGUGCAGACGUUCAGCGCCGGCUCAUCCUGCAAACUGCUCACAAAGAACGCUGUCUUCAGGAGCCCAGAUGGAAGAGGGACGCUGGUCUGUGCUGGGGACGAGGCCACCAACUCUACCAUGGUGUGGGAUGCAGGCAGCGGCUCCUUCUUGCAGAAGCUCCCUGCCGACCUGCCGGUGUUGGACAUUAGCCCGUUCUCACUGAACGGUGAGCACUACCUGGCUUCACUGACUGAGAAGAUGCUGAAGCUCUACAGGUGGGAGUAGACGUGCAGGCUUUUGUCUGGGGUGUGUGGGUUCAACAUGCACAGUCCCACAGAGCACAUGGAGAUGACACAGACUGUGUUGGACAUAAAAUGCUGCUAAUCUUUCUAGUUUAUCACAUUCUGAACAUUGAUUACAGGGAUUCUUUAACCUGUGGCAAAAGGUUUUUUUUUUGCAUUAUCACCUUUUUUAUUUUUUAUUUUCAGUUUUUAAACCAUGCACAGACAUUAAUACGUCUGGUGCCCUGCACACAAAGCCAGUACAAGUGAACCUCACCUCAGCCUCUCUCCUGCUGGCAGCUGUGAGCUGGUGUUUCUGAUGAAUGUGUAGUUUUUAAAGGAAAUGGAUCAACUCAUCAGUGUCUUUGUAUAAAUCAUACCAUGUUUACAUUAGUGGCCGUUUUAAUGCUGCGUGGGUCUACACAUUUCUGUACAAUACAAAUUCAGGCACACAAACUUGUGAAUCGUCUAAUGCAUCGGUUUACCAGAAGAAUUACAAGUUCCAGGUCAGAAUCUGUGCCGUCGCUCGUCCACCAGAGAGCGCUGCACAAAAACUGUUCACUGUGAUGGAUAACACACAUAAGCAGAAACCAGUGGCUGCCUGUGAAGGUUGAUUUCCUUUGGUAUGUGGUUGUGAACUGGUGGCCGUUGGAUGCUGGGGUUUUGCUGGAGGACGCAGUUGGUCUUAAAACAACCGUCAGUUGCACAGAUGAACGUAGAACAUGUUUAAUGAUGUGAUUGCUGGUCUUGUUAGUACUGACAUUUUCAUGUUCAGACCCAUUGUAAAUACUCUGGGACAAGAAUCACUGUCUUUGUUUAGUGCAGAAUUACAUUAACAAGGUGAAUGUGAUGUUAAUAAGAAGCUUGUGCCUCCUGGUUAGUGGAUGUCUUCAAAUGUCGCUGCCAACGUCUCUGGUUUAUGUUCGUCCUCCCACUGCUCAGCAGAGAGACACAAAGAGAUGAUUCUGCACCGACGGUUGAUUUAAUUAACUUGGAGCGAGCGUCACAUUAGCGGCAGAGAAAGUUUCAGCAAACAGAGAAAUCCAGAGUGGCUCCAUCACAUCCAUUAACAAGAACAUUCAUGCUUUCACACAAGCAAAUACAUUUUACUGCUCAGGUUUUUCUCUCUGCAGUUUAAAGACACUUGUUCUCAAAAGUAAAGAUAGUUUUUACGUCACCACUGACCUUGUGGACUUGUUCAUUCCAGUCAGCCUGUUGUCACUUCAGCGUGUGAAGAUCCUGCUGCAGUCUUACAGUAUCGUUCUUAUUUUAAAGUCCAUAUUUCUCAGUAUAAUCAUCAGCAGCUUCAUACCUGAAACCUAGUUUAGUUAAAGACAACUCGGUGUUCAGUUUAUGUUUAUAAGCACCAGCAGUAUCUUUUUUUCAUUGUUUGUUCCGAUCAUCUUUUCCUCUGUGACCUUGGCCGUCAGAGGUCCACAGGAAAACAUCCAGCUAAUAGAAGAUGCUCAGUUUUGCCUGUUUGGGGGAUGCCUUCAAAUGAACCCAGCUGCAGGAACCAGCUACAAGCAGUCUCACUGAGUGUUUCAACAAGUUUUAAUUUCUGCCCAUGUUCAGUGUGAACAUCAUUUAUUGAUCUAUCCAUCAGCUCUUGUUUCUCCUCCUGACUCAACAGUAAGUGCCAAAGGACUCUGCUCCUGUUGUACAUUUCUUUUUCUCGUUUUUCUUAACUUCUUUGUGUGUACAUUUGCUACUGUUUGUGUACAACUUUAAAAUAAAUGUAAAAUAAAUAAACUAAAUAAAUCUGAGACCUUUUUUUAAACAC
Betta splendens (Siamese fighting fish) is the source of this 4155-nucleotide messenger RNA. RefSeq names its product ring finger and WD repeat domain 3 (gene rfwd3). The record is from RefSeq and is a predicted model, not a curated record. The transcript has 13 exons. Bases 190 to 2376 code for a protein of 728 amino acids. Lineage: Eukaryota; Metazoa; Chordata; Actinopteri; Anabantiformes; Osphronemidae. Gene Ontology annotation, biological process: double-strand break repair via homologous recombination; interstrand cross-link repair; protein ubiquitination. Gene Ontology annotation, cellular component: nucleus; site of double-strand break. Gene Ontology annotation, molecular function: ubiquitin protein ligase activity; protein binding.